AUGGCUAGGACUGGGACGAGAGAAGGGGAGGGGGAGGAGCUCUUGUACUGGACUCUUGAGGAACUCGCGGCGAUCGAGGUCCCCUCUUCCCGAGCAAUUACAAAGCCCAAAUCCCACUCCAACAACGUCCAAUACCGGUAUAUCACUUCACAACAGCACAACAAAAUGUUAGACCAAAAGCUUCGUCCUGGGAAUAUGGAGUUACAAACUCCCCGUUGGAUUCGGGAAUACACCACGCCGUACGGGUACGGCGCGGAAAGCCGGAAAGACGGAUGCCCAUCCAUCCCCCUCCCCUACCCUACCCUACCCUCUUCAACGAGCUUGCGUCCUGGUGAACAUGGCAAUGGUGAUGGUAGUGGUGGUGGUGGUCUGCUUGCGUCCCUCCCCCCCAAUCCCGUCUCGUCCCAUCCCAUGCCCUUCAUCCUUCCAUCUACAUCUGGAGAAAAGGGGUGGCAAGUCGUCCAUCACACUUCCUUACUCCGCCUUGUCCCGAACUACCCUUUCGUUACCGCCCUCAUCCACCCGUACACACACCUCCCCUCCAACUCCCCUGCCCUGCCCUUCCUUGUCACCUCUUCUGUGCGCCUAUCUCGCCUCUCAAGUUACCUCAUCUCAUCUUCCCAUCCUUCCAGGAGCAAAAAAUAG
Molecule: messenger RNA, 645 nt
Organism: Colletotrichum lupini
Lineage: Eukaryota; Fungi; Ascomycota; Sordariomycetes; Glomerellales; Glomerellaceae
Exons: 5
Coding region: 1-645 (214 amino acids)
Source: RefSeq, a predicted model, not a curated record